Molecule: messenger RNA, 1279 nt
Organism: Esox lucius (northern pike)
Lineage: Eukaryota; Metazoa; Chordata; Actinopteri; Esociformes; Esocidae
Gene: derl2
Product: derlin 2
Biological process (GO): endoplasmic reticulum unfolded protein response
Cellular component (GO): Hrd1p ubiquitin ligase ERAD-L complex; endoplasmic reticulum membrane
Molecular function (GO): misfolded protein binding; ubiquitin-specific protease binding
Source: RefSeq, marked provisional
GGUCCAAAAUGGCUUACCAGACUUUUCAGCAGGAGUAUUUACAGAUUCCUGUUGUAACUCGGGCAUACACAACUGCAUGUGUCCUCACCACCGCUGCCGUGCAAUUAGAACUCAUCACACCUUUCCAACUCUACUUCAAUCCUGAUUUGAUACUAAGGAAUUAUCAGGUAUGGAGACUCAUAACCAACUUUCUAUUUUUUGGUCCAGUUGGCUUCAACUUCCUUUUCAAUAUGAUUUUUUUGUACCGAUACUGUCGUAUGCUGGAGGAGGGCUCAUUCAGGGGCCGCACAGCUGAUUUUGUCUUCAUGUUUCUCUUUGGGGGCCUUCUGAUGACUAUAUUUGGCACCUUUGUGAGUUUGGUGUUCUUGGGCCAAGCUUUUACCAUCAUGCUGGUAUAUGUUUGGAGCAGACGCAACCCCAACGUUCGCAUGAACUUCUUUGGUCUGCUGAACUUUCAGGCGCCCUUUCUGCCUUGGGUGCUCAUGGGAUUCUCUCUGCUGCUGGGCAACUCCAUCAUUGUGGAUUUACUAGGUAUAGCUGUGGGCCAUGUGUACUUCUUUCUGGAGGAUGUGUUCCCUAACCAGCCAGGUGGUGGCAGAUGGCUAAAGACCCCAUUCUUUCUUAAGAUGCUGUUUGACACUCCAGAAGAGGAUGCCAACUACAACCCCCUUCCAGAGGAGCGUCCAGGGGGGUUUGCCUGGGGAGAGGGGCAGCGCCUCGGGGGUUAACUGAGCCUCCUUACCACAGGAACACUUAAAUGGACAUUCCCUCAGAGAGCGAGAGGGAGGGACAAAGUGGACUUUUUUUGGACUUUUCUCUUGUCCUGAAUGGAAAAAUGCAGAUUUUCAGAGAUUGAUCUGUUUGUGUGUGUGGCUUACGUCCCUCUCAAACUGUUCUAUAAGCCAGACUGACACUUCAGGACUACACGAGAUGACGUAACAACAGGAAGGGAUGUGUCAAACCUUUGGCUGUGUUGACAUAUGGCUAUCUCUGGAGAGAAAAAAUGGCAUCAAAGUCCAAUGACAGGACACAACCGCCAAGGAAAACAUAUUUAUGAAUAAAAAAAUGAAUAAAUGUGUGGCAAAUGUAGGUAUUGCUGUAGAUAUUUUAUCUUUUCUGCAGUGUUGUACCAGAGCAAGGUUUUCUUUAAAGAGUUCCAUAAUUAAUGUGUAUUUAUUUCAAUAAUUGGAUUUCAGUCUUAAGAGUGCUUGGAUUCAUAAAAAAUGUGAAAACUCCUUCAUAAUUUACAUAUUGAAUAAAAACACAUUUGUUUAUUGCA